Messenger RNA from Castor canadensis (American beaver), 1261 nucleotides. RefSeq names its product glucagon (gene Gcg). Gene Ontology annotation, cellular component: extracellular region. Gene Ontology annotation, biological process: positive regulation of insulin secretion involved in cellular response to glucose stimulus; negative regulation of apoptotic process; adenylate cyclase-modulating G protein-coupled receptor signaling pathway. Gene Ontology annotation, molecular function: glucagon receptor binding; hormone activity. NCBI's taxonomy places the organism in Eukaryota, Metazoa, Chordata, Mammalia, Rodentia, Castoridae. The record is from RefSeq and is a predicted model, not a curated record.
GCGUAGAAUGCAGAUGAGCAAAGUGAGUGGGCGAGUGAAAUCAUUUGUAACAAAAACCCAUUAUUUACAGAUGAGAAAUUUAUAUUGUCAGCAUAAUAUCUGUGAGGCUAAACAGAGCUGGAGAGCAUAUAAAAGCAGGAUGCCUUGGUUCAGAAGCGCAGAGCUCAGGGCACAGAGCAGCAUCCAAGUUCCAAGAGGGCUUGCUCUCUACACCAGCUCCGCUCCACACCACAGUAUCAGAAGGCAGAAAAAUGAAGAACAUUUACUAUGUGGCUGGAUUAUUUAUAAUGCUGGUACAAGGCAGCUGGCAGCAUUCUCUCCAAGACACAGAAGAGAAACCCAGAUCGUUUUCAGCUUCCCAGACAGACCCACUUAGUGAUCCUGACCAGAUGACUGAAGACAAGCGCCAUUCGCAGGGCACAUUCACCAGUGACUACAGCAAAUAUCUGGACUCCAGGCGUGCCCAAGACUUUGUGCAGUGGUUGAUGAAUACCAAGAGGAACAGGAAUAACAUUGCCAAACGUCAUGAUGAAUUUGAGAGACAUGCUGAAGGGACCUUUACCAGUGAUGUAAGUUCUUAUUUGGAAGGCCAGGCUGCCAAGGAAUUCAUUGCUUGGCUGGUGAAAGGCCGAGGAAGGCGAGACUUUCCAGAAGAAGUCACCAUCGUUGAAGAACUCCGCCGCAGACAUGCCGACGGCUCUUUCUCCGAUGAGAUGAACACCGUUCUUGAUAAUCUUGCCACCAGGGACUUUAUCAACUGGCUGAUUCAGACCAAAAUCACUGACAGGAAAUAAGUAUGUCAUUAUUCAGGACCAUCUUUACAACAUCACCUGCCAGCCACUUGGGAUGUUGAAAUUUUAAGUUCUGUAACUCUAAGAGGCAUUUUCUGAAACCAUGUUGCUUUUGCAUGCCUUCUCAUUCAGCAUUGUGUAGCCAAGAGGUUGUACAUAGAAUAAACUACUAUCAGAAUAUUGCUAAAAUAUCAGCUCUAAAAUAUAAAAUAGCUGGAUUCUAUUCUUUUCUUUUAUUUUGAAGUUCCUCAAGCUGUUUACAUUUAGCAAUGAAAUUAUUUUUCUAUGAUAACAUCUGUAAAUGUAAAUUAUUCCAGUCACAACUUAUCUGCAUUGCAAUACCAGGAGGAGAGAAGAACUGGUAGCCACAGGGGUGAAACUGGAAAGAGAACCUCCUUCUUGAAGCCUUUAUCAUAAACAUGCUUGGCUUUCAAUGCAUCAAAAACAAAUUUAAAUAAAAUUUUCAAGCU